GGAGGGCGGUGAGGGUGGGUGUGGAGGCGUCCUUGGUCUCCCGGACCGGGGCUCAGGGGAGGGGGACAGCCCCUUGUCGACACCGUGGCAAACUGAGGGGGCUGAGGUCCGGCGGUGUGGCGAGGAGUCGCGAGGGGUGGUCGGGGUAGAGGAUCGCAGGCUAGGCUUGAGGGCGGCGUACCUUUUAGAGACGUCUGAGGAGGUGACCGAGUGUUCACGAAGUUUCUCUCGGGAGAGCGAGGAGGGAGGGAGGCUAGGGAAACUUACUAUGGUUUUCUUGCCAGAAGGGGUCGGAGGGGAUAUACAAGAGGGUUGACCGUGGGUGGAACAGGUGCAUGGCGGAGGGGUGUGAGCCGGUGGGGAGCCUGAGGUUCCUGCCUCUCUGAGACCGGGACCAGGUGAGGGGCACAUAAGGCGGCUGGAGGGAAGUUAGGCCCUUAUUGGGUUUGCGCCCAUUUCAGUUUUACACGUUGAGUUCAGUUGACCGGUGAUGGCCGGUGCCAGAAGUUGAUCUACAGAUUUCAGCCCUCCAGGGAACUGCAGGGGUGCUGUCGCUCCUCCGUCUUCUGUCCCCACCCACUCCUUGCUGCACCCUCCUUUUCCACCGUUCCCAGGAGCUGUGGAAGGAAAUGCUUUUGCCCUCUCCCAUGGCCUCUGAAACCUCCAGAAACCUUUCCUCUAACCAGAAAGCCUCCAUACCGUUAGUCACCAAGGAUCCUUGGCUUGGAGCCUUCCUCCUUUCUCCCAAAUCUUCUUCUUCCGUGUACUUUCCCCCCUGGCCUGUCCUACAGCAGGACCAGAAGUCCCCAGCUGUACUGUCUGCAGUUGUCUCUUCCUUGUACCCAUGGCGACAUCAGCUACGGUUCCCAGUUCGCCCCUCCGGGCUGAGGAUCUCCUGAGUGAUUCAUCAGAAGCCCCUGGGCUGAACCAAAUGUCCUCUGAGGUGACCUCCCAGCUCUAUGCUUCUUUGCACCUCAGUCGCCAGGCAGAGGCCACAGCCCGAGCCCAGCUGUAUCUGCCCUCCUCCUCCCCACCUCCUCAUGAGAUGUUAGAUGGCUUGGCCCAAGAGCUGAGUCGCAGCUUGUCAGUUGGAUUGGAGAACAACUUGAAGAAAAAGGUGAGAGAGGAUGGUUCGAAGCAUAUCUUUGAGAUGGAAAGUGUUCGGGGUCAACUUCAGAGCUUGCUCCAGACCUCCCGUGAUACAGCCCAUCGGGACCCCCUCACUCCAGGUGCUGGCUCAGAGAGACGAGAAGAGGACUCUUUUGACAGUGACAGCACAGCCACCUUGCUGAACACCCGGCCCCUGCAAGACUUAUCUCCGUCCAGCUCGGCCCAAGCCCUGGAGGAGCUGUUUCCCCGCUAUGCCAGUCUUCGGCCAGGACCCCCGCUCAAUCCCCCGGAUUUCCAGGGCCUGAGGGAUGCCCUGGAUUCAGAGCAUACCCGUCGCAAGCAUUGCGAGCGCCAUAUUCAGAGCCUCCAGACCCGAGUGCUGGAGCUUCAGCAACAGUUAGCUGUGGCUGUGACUGCCGACCGCAAGAAAGAUGUUAUGAUCGAGCAGUUGGACAAGACCCUGGCCCGCGUGGUGGAGGGCUGGAACCGGCACGAAGCCGAGCGGGCAGAGGUCCUUCGGGGGCUCCAGGAGGAACGCCAGGCAGCCGAACUCACCAGAAGCAAGCAGCAGGAGACAGUAACCCACUUGGAGCAAAGCCUUUCUGAGGCCAUGGAGGCCCUGAGUCGUGAGCAGGAAGGCGCCAGACUGCAGCAACGGGAAAGAGAGACGCUGGAGGAGGAGAGGCAGGCUCUGACCCUGAGCUUGGAGCUGGAACAGCAGCGGUGCCGGGCUCUGCAGGAAGAGCGGGACGAGGCCCGGGCCGGGCAGCUCAGUGAGCACCGGCAGCUGGAGACACUGAAGGUGGCCCUGGAAGGGGAACGGCAGGCGUGGGCCGAGCAGGAGCGCCAGCUGGAGGAGCGCCACCGGGCGCUGAGGGACGACGUGCAGGCCCAGCUGGAGCAGGAGAAGGGGAACACACAGAGGGAGGCCCAGGCAGCGCGGGAGGCCCAGCAGCAGCUGGCGCUGGCGCAGUCCGAGGUGCGGCGCUUGGAGGGCGAGCUGGACACGGCCCGGAGGGAGAGGGACGCGCUGCAGCUGGAGAUGAGCCUGGUACAGGCCCGGUACGAGAGCCAGCGGGUCCAGCUGGAGUCGGACCUGGCCGUGCGGCUGGAGCAGCGGGUGACAGAGCGGCUGGCUCAGGCCCAGGAGAGCAGCCUGCGGCAGGUGGCCUCGCUGCGGGAACAUCACAGGAAGCAGCUGCAGGACCUGAGUGGACAGCACCAGCAGGAGCUGUCCGCCCAGCUGGCUCAGUUCAAGGUGGAAAUGGCAGAGCGCGAGGAGAGGCAGCAGCAGGUGGCGCAGGACUACGAGCUCAGGCUGGCCCGGGAGCAGGCGCGGGUGCGGGAGCUGCAGAGCGGCCAGCGGCGGCUGGAGGAGCAGCGCGCUGAGCUGGUGGAGCGGCUCCAGGCCAUGCUGCAGGCCCACUGGGCAGAGGCCAGCCAGCUGCUCGGCGCCACCACCCUGCCCCCCGACCUCCCGGUCCCCACCACCAGCCCCUCCAGCCCUGGGCCUCAGGAGCCAGAGAAGGGCGAGAGGAGGCUCUGGACUCGGCCUCCCGUGGCCGUGGCCCUGAAGCCCGUGUUGCAGCAGAGCCGGGAAGCUGGGGCAGAACAGCCACCGCGGGUCCUCCGCAGCCCCUCCCCAGACCUGAGCCCCCUGCUGGGCCCCCCUUUCCAGAGCCAGCAUUCCUUCCAGCCCCUGGAGCCAAAGCCGGGCCUCACUUCGUCUGUUACCUCUGCCGGGGCUUUCUCUACCACCGGCACCUUCCACCCCGAUCACCGGCCAGAGCGGCCGUUCCCUGAGGAAGAUCCUGGAUCCGACGGGGAUGGCUUCCUAAAGCCGGGGCUGCAGCCCCCUUCCCAGCUGGACGGCCUCAAACAUUUUUUGCACCAGCUGCUGGAGAUAGUACCGCAGAGCAGCGAGGCCCCCUCUGUUGAGCUGUUGCCCCCGAAGUCUGGCCCCCUGACUGUCCCGUCUUGGGAGGAGGCCCCGCAGGUGCCACACCUCCCGCCCCCAGUUCAUAAGACUAAAGUGCCCCUGGCCAUGGCGUCCAGUCUCUUCCGGGCUCACGAGCUUCCCUCAAGCCAUUCACAGAGCAGCGGCCUCCGGGCGGGCUCCCCAGAGCGCGAUGAGCGGCCGGGAGGUGGGGACGGGCUCGCACCCGCGCGGCAGCUGAUGGACGUGUCGCAGCUGCUACGACUGUGCCAAGCUCGGGGCUGGGGGGCUCUGCCCGCUGAGGACCUGCUGCUCUACCUGAAGAGGCAGGAACAUGGCAGGACGGACAGCCGAGGGGAUAAUGUCCCCAGAAGGAACACGGACUCCCGCUUGGGUGAGAUCCCCCGGAAAGAGAUCCCCUCCCAGGCUCUCCCUCGCCGCCUGGCUGCUGCAGCCCCUAGGACAGACAAGCCUCCCGCACGCAGGAAGGGCGGGCACCCGGCCCCCAGCAGCACGAGGAGUCGGGGGGGCAUCUGGAGAUGAGCCCCUCGUCCUGUCUGCUCUUCUCCUAAUAAAUGUUCCAGAGUCUGUA
Molecule: messenger RNA, 3638 nt
Organism: Acinonyx jubatus (cheetah)
Lineage: Eukaryota; Metazoa; Chordata; Mammalia; Carnivora; Felidae
Gene: CNTROB
Product: centrobin, centriole duplication and spindle assembly protein
Exons: 19
Coding region: 845-3589 (914 amino acids)
Biological process (GO): mitotic cytokinetic process; centrosome separation; regulation of cilium assembly
Cellular component (GO): centrosome; centriole
Source: RefSeq, a predicted model, not a curated record